Molecule: messenger RNA, 811 nt
Organism: Cynara cardunculus var. scolymus (artichoke)
Lineage: Eukaryota; Viridiplantae; Streptophyta; Magnoliopsida; Asterales; Asteraceae
Exons: 2
Coding region: 95-469 (124 amino acids)
Source: RefSeq, a predicted model, not a curated record
CGCUACUGCUGUUCAAUUUUUAGCAUAGAGGCGCAUUGGGUUCUAAUUUCGGUAUUCGAAUUCAGUUUAGUUGCAACUUUUAAGCAUUUUUCUGAUGCCUAAACGGAAGGCGAAAAGGGCCACUAAGCAGUCUAAUUCAUCUCGUACUCGGUGUGACCUUGCUACAAAAGGAGCUCCAGAAGAAAAUGUAUUCAUUGAUCAAGAAGCUUUGUUCGAGAAGACUUUUGCUACUGGAUCUUGUGCUUAUGCCCCUCGUUCAACCCGUGAGAGGACUAGGGUUUCAUCAUCAUCAUUUACAUCUCAUAUCCACACUACCCAAAAUGAGGAGGAUGGAGAUGAGGAGGAAGGACCAAUUGUCGAUAAAUCGAGUGCAACUUCGUAUAGACCGAAUAAGAAGAGUAAAACCAAGGUCAACAUGGAUGAAUUGGCUUCUGAAAUGAGGGGUGCACUUCAGACACUUGUUGCAUGACAAACCUCAAACCUAAAUGCUUGUUUUGAACGGUUGAACGCUCUUGGCCUUGAUAUAAGGAGUCCUCUUUAUAAUGCAGCCAUUGACAUUUUUGGCGAGUCAACAUUAUUAAGAGAGACAUGGUUGGUGAUCCCUUCAGACGCUGAUAUAUUAAUAUCAUGGAUUUCAAGGACAACAAAAAGAUUGGGACUUAUGGAGUAGUUUUUGGAAUUUGAACAAGUUACCUGGUUACAUGUUUUGUAUUUGAACAUGUUAUUUGUUUAUGUGUUUGAUAUUUGACUAUUUGGUUACAUAGCUUUUGUAUUUAAACAAGUUUUUGGAAGUUGAACAAAUUGUUAUUUG